Messenger RNA from Vairimorpha ceranae, 1086 nucleotides. RefSeq names its product zinc finger protein. The record is from RefSeq and is a predicted model, not a curated record. Lineage: Eukaryota; Fungi; Microsporidia; Nosematidae. The transcript has a single exon. Bases 1 to 1086 code for a protein of 361 amino acids.
AUGUCAAAUUAUAAUAUUAAAAAAAAUGAUAAGAAUGAAAUUAUGAAGAAAUGCAUAAAAGAUGUACAAAAAAAUAAGAAAAAUUUUUCUCACACUGAGAAGAUGGAUUUCUCGGCUGACAAAAAGUUUAGUUUUGAAAGACUUUCUAAAGAAGAAGAGAAGGCUAUAAAUAAUUUAGUUGCAAUGUCAAGACUUUCUAGUGGGUUUAAAAGAUCAAAUAUACCAUCUGUAGAAUUUAUUCGGAAUACUCUAAAGUGUAAAAGUUGUAUGAGCUCAUAUAGUCCUACUACCAUUCAAAUGUUAAUUUAUUGCGGAUACUAUGGAGAUUUUAGAAUGAUGUUUGAUCAGCAAUUUGUUAAUAAUUUAAAUUGCAUUAAUUAUAAAAAUAAUAGUGUUAUAAAAAGUGUAGAUGAAACUAAAAAGGAUUCUUUGUCUUCUGAAAAUAAGUUAAAGAAUAAUUAUGUUGAUAAUAGUAAUAAUCAGAAAAUAAUAUCUAAAACAUCAAACAAACAUUUAAAUUCUUCGCAAUCAAUUUCGUCUAGUGACAGAUAUCAAUUAAGCACACAACAACAGCUUUUUGAGUUGCGGAAAAAUUCGCUUAAAAAUAAAAAUUUAGUUGAUUUUGAAAAAAAUAAGGAAGAAUGUAAGGAUAAUUUAUCAGUAAAAAAUUUUGAAAAUAAAGAAAAUGGGACUGGAGAUUUUACAAAUUCAACACUAAGUGAUUUUAUUACUCUAAAAGAUAUUUCUAAUCCUGAAGACACACCUUCUAUCAAAUCAGAAGGAAUUAGUCUUCUUGAGAAUAACAUUAAAAUUGUACAUGAUAAAGAAAAAGGAGUAUCUCAGUUUUAUUGCAAAUUUUGUGACAGUAAUUUUACUAGUAAAAAUGGAUUAAAUUAUCACAUAAAAUAUGUGCACACUGUAGAAAAAUCAAAAGUUAUAAAACCCUUUACUUGUCCUUUUAAAAAGUGUAAUAAAAAAUACAAAAAUAAAAAUGGAUUGUAUUAUCAUUUAACACAUCGACACCACGAUGAAGUUGAUGAUGUAGAUGCUUUAUUUGCAAUGUGUAUGGUAAAUAAAAAAAAAUAA